Messenger RNA from Sphaeroforma arctica JP610, 2391 nucleotides. RefSeq lists its product as hypothetical. Gene Ontology annotation, biological process: positive regulation of TOR signaling; cellular response to amino acid stimulus. The coding region runs from base 55 to 423 and encodes 122 amino acids. The transcript has 6 exons. NCBI's taxonomy places the organism in Eukaryota, Ichthyosporea, Ichthyophonida. Gene Ontology annotation, cellular component: Ragulator complex. The record is from RefSeq and is a predicted model, not a curated record.
CACGUAUAUAUGUAGACAGUGAACACGUGAGAGAUACGAUACACUUCUAGCUUGAUGACGUUGCCUUUGUUCUUCGAAAAGCUCCUGAUUAGGACGCCUGGUCUGCUAGCUGUAGUGCUGACGGAUCGGGAUGGCGUCAUACUCGAACAAGUCAGGACUGGUUUGCCCGAUACAGCGUUGACACCGGGCAUGCUAUCUGCUCUUUCGAUCACCUCUGAGCAGGCAGGAAAAUUGGGUUGCGGUCGAAAUAAACGGGCCGCCGCGUUAUAUAGCGAUUUUCAGGUAGUUCAUUUCAAUCUGCUGCCGCUGAUUGUCUCGUUGUUUGCGACAUCCGAUGCAAAUACUGGUGUUCUUCUAGAUCUUGAGGAUGAGAUCAAGGCGGUGGUAUCGCAGUUUGAAUCGGUAACCAAUCUGCAGGGUUGAGAGUACAUUCGUAUCCACGGCUCGUGAGGGAGACUACUCUGGCAAAGGGUAUAUUAUAGAAAUGUAUAAGCAAGGAUUUUUCACGCCCGUACUAGCAUCAAAUGUCCAUCCGUUUUUAACCUGCAUAGCCUUUACACUGGACGCAUAUGUCACGCUGAAUCAAGCGGCUGAGAUGGCGAAUCGAGUCUGAAUGGUUGGGGUUCUAUUUCAAGAUCGCACUGUCUGUAUUAUGACAGUUGUUUUCCUCAGUCUCAUCAGGUGAGCGUGAAAAGCGAUGUCCAAAAAGGAAUGAUCACGAGGAAGCAUGGUAUCGCAGAGCCUCGGAUCAUAUCAUGUAAGCUUUGAUUCGAAAGUCGGUCAAUAUAUAAACAUCCCCUACAGGACAACCUUCUAUUUACUUUGAUUUAUUGCUUAUGCUUUGUACGAUAGACUCUGUACGAUCGAGGUCAUAUUAUGUCUUGGACCUUUGACUCUGUGCGUGGUGUAAAUCUGCGUUGAACAUCGUAUACGAAUCCACAACGCUGUAUCGGAAGCUAUGGCUGCAUCGGGAUAUAACGAGCAGCCACACAAAUCAUAUCAUCACGAUGAAUCGAAAAGCGCUAUGUGCUGUCACACGUGCGUCCUGCGCAUUGACAUGGGCAACCUGGCUGUCAUCGUUCCAAGAUUUUGCGGAGAUGACUGGAUUCCGAAUACCCUAGCAUGUUGAUUACAUCAUGAUCUUGAUACAAUUUUGUCUGAAACUUUGUAAAGUUAGGACUUUGUUUCUGGCGUAAACGCUCUCUCGUCACAGUUCUUCGAUAUUGCUGUGGUGUGAGAAAUCGCUUUCAUUCAUUGAAUCACUUCUAGGAGGAAAGGCAUCCUCAAUCUCUUGAAGCACCCAAAAAAUUGCUAUGUACAACAUUAGCGGUCAUAUUUCCAGUAUCCAAAUAGAAGCAUACCGGUAUAUAUGCUGUUAUUUCCUAUGAUCCGCAUAGGCAUCUCUGACAACGUGUGAUACUCUAUCAGACAAUAUAUUCUCGUGUUUGAUCCGCGAUGCGCAACUCCUCGCCCAAUCUAGCCCGAUUUAUAGAUUUCGUUAAGUUGCGAUACAACAGCUUCUCCAUGACUAUUACCUCUACCGUAUCGGAUUUUGUACUUAAUCCUGACAGCUUCCUCGCCCAUGCCAGUGAGUUAUUAACCGACCCUUUUACCUGUGCCAGCAUAAGGGUCGAGUGUAAUUGAGCCUCACUCAUACCCAGAGUGUAUACGUCGCCUACUUUUACGACGACGUGGCUGCUGGUUAUGCCUGCUCGCACAGCAGCCGAAUCCGGGGCAACGUAUGUGACUUGGUCAUUAAUGCACUCAAUACCAAGUGCACCCAAGGUGCGUGUCUUAUUCUUCUUCCAGUUUGCAGUGUCCACAUGGCAUUUAGUUAAUUCGGGUUCUCUCACCACAGUUAAUGUGCACGACAGACUUUUAUACAUCUCCGAUACGAUACCAUUCAUCCCUUCCGUAAAUUCUGUAACCGCCUUACCAUUCACGAACAGUAUCUCAUCUCCAAAUCGAAUCCCCUGCACGCCAUCCACAGUAGUGGACCAUGCAGGGGUAGACUCGUAGGAUAAUAAACAAAACGCUCUCUUUUCGAGCAUGAUCAUCACCAUUCCAUAUCUCUCGGUAUCAUCUUUGCGCCUCAAAUUAACUAAUACAGGAGUGUGUUUACGGUCAUGCACUUUCUUCUCUCUUGCGAAACUUUGCACAGAUAGUUUCUUCAGCGAAUCUCGGGUGGCCGGAACUGUUUUCGGUGUCCUGAAUACCGAUUCGACUGGUAGCAUCUUAAUACCUACUAAGUUAUCGAAACUAGACUCAGAAUAAGUAAAGAAUGAUUCUUCUGUAGGAGACUGCAUUGCUUGUGGGGGAUUGUUUUGGGCUUUCCUAACUUUCAGCAUCGUUUGCUAUGUUUUUUAUCUCGACUAAAUGAAACCACUAAGG